Molecule: messenger RNA, 783 nt
Organism: Aspergillus mulundensis
Lineage: Eukaryota; Fungi; Ascomycota; Eurotiomycetes; Eurotiales; Aspergillaceae
Product: pyridoxamine 5'-phosphate oxidase family protein
Exons: 2
Coding region: 1-783 (260 amino acids)
Source: RefSeq, a predicted model, not a curated record
AUGGGCAAGACACUCGUUUACCCCAAGCAGGUCUCAAACACAGUCAACCGCCUGAAGGACAGAGCGACGUACGAUCUCGGCGCAAUCCACUCCAUCAUAAACUCCAGCCAUGUACUCCAUGUCUCGUUCAACCCAGCGCCCUCUGACCCCUUUCCCGCCAUUCUGCCCAUGAUAGGACAGAUGGGGUCUUUCGACUAUCCGUCCGCCAGCAUCGACGAGCCUUUGGACUGCUACCUUCACGGUUAUGUCAGUUCGCGCAUCAUGAACCUGGCACGUGCCUCCGAGGGCGAAGGUCUACCCAUCUGUGUGGCCGCCAGCAAAAUGGACGGACUGAUCUUGUCGCUUACUCCACACAACCACAGUUACAACUACCGCUCUGCCAUUCUCCACGGCUAUGCUAAGCUUGUGACGGAUGAGGCUGAGAAGCUGUGGGCGAUGGAACUCAUCACCAAUUCUGUGCUGCCUGAUCGCUGGAGGAAUUCUCGUAUUCCACCCGACAGGGUUGAGAUGUCCUCGACUGUCAUUCUCAAAGUCAGAGUCGUCGACGGAUCCGGUAAGAUUCGUGAUGGUGGUGUUCACGAUGAUCAGAAGGACGCCGACAACGCGGAGGUUACAGAGCGUGUCUGGACCGGCGUCGUCCCCGUAUACGAGACAUUUGGAGAACCCAUACCAAGUCCCACGAACAAGGUGAAAGAAGUACCGGAGUAUGUCGGCUCGUAUGUUGCGAAAAUGAACGAUCAGAACCGCGAGUAUGCGACGUCGGCCGUGGAGGAAGAGCAUUAA